AUGGUCGCUCAUGGCUCUGUAAGUAGCCGUCUUUCUCAGAGUCUUACGGAGGAAGAUAUCCCCGGAGCAUCGCUUCAGGGAAGAAAUCCGACUGCUCUUAAAACAGAUGAACUUCGCUUUUGGUUAAAAUGUCGUGGCGAUCCAGCAAAGGGGUUAAAAACAAAGGCACAAUUGGCGAAAAGGUAAGUACAGUAUUUGUCAGUCGUUCGUGAUACUUUUAAGAAUUAAAAGAGACUUUGAUAUUGUAAAUAGAGAUCAAAAGAUUUAGGAGUUAUUUUUCUCGAUGAAAUGUUUCAAAAAUGUAAUGAUUAAUAGUUUUUCUACUUUUCAUUUUGAAGAGUUCUUGAAUAUGUUGCGUCUGGUCGUGAUAAAGAUGUUGUGGAUCCCGAUAAAAAAAUGAUAUACACGCGUCGAAAGGCGAGACAAGAACAACUCGCUCAAAGUGAUGCGUUGCCUGAGGAAAGUACUGUUAAAUUUCCAUCAGUCGGAUGGUCUACAAGUUUGCAACGAAUGCCAUUAUUCACAAGGGCAGAGAUGGAUUUACAUAUUUCUAAAUCUGGAAAAAACUUUGACAGAAAUAAACAGAACCAUGCUGUUCCAACAAGCAUGAAAAAGGCACAAACAUUUCUUGAUGAUGAAUACCUGAAAGACUUAACUUGCGCAAGUGAUGACCAAUAUUUCUAUUUCAAAUGCUUGUGUUACCAUAGCUUUAAAAAAAAUGAGCCACCCCACAAAUUACAAGUUGCACUUUGUUUAGUGAGUGGAGUUGUUAAAUAUGCUUCGUGUACAUGUGUAGCAGGAUCUCUUGGUUUUUGCAAUCAUGUGCUUGCUGUUAUGAUCAAACUCUGUAAGUUCAGUUUGUAUUGUUGUCAAGAUAUUAAGGACUUGGAAAAUGAAUCUGAUAUGACACAAGCUAAGGCAUGCACUUCAAGUUUACAACUAUGGCACAGGCCUGUAAGAGGAGAUAAAAUCAAGCCCCAACCUGUCAUGGAACUUGAGGUAAAAAAGUCGAAUAUAGACACAGAGUAUAACCCUGAUAGUGGAGUAAGGUGCUUGUUGUAUGAAGCUAGGAAAAAUUUGGGUACACAAGCAUCUGAUGAAGCUUUGUUAAAAAACAAGCUUCAAGAGAUCAACCCUAAGUUUGCCUUGUCUCAAAUUAUGUCUACUGGUGGUACCAACUUACAGGAAACAAAAUUUGGAAAAUGUCCAAGUGGCUCAUAUGCAAGUUACCAGUUACAGUUCACAGAGUCUAAUUUUCAAGUUUUCUGUAAUAUUGACUCAGUGCCUAGAGUGGACUGUAAUGAUGAACAAAAUGCUAUUUCUGUAUAUCCUCCAUUCCCUUUGCAACAAUCUGAGCAGUAUGAAAAGCCAGAUGAUUUAAGCAGCAACCAGGAAGCACUCCUGGAUCAUUUGAUUGUUGAUGAGGCAAAGCUUAAUACCAUAGAGAAGAAAACAAGUGAACAAGCAGCCUCACAGGAAUGGCAGGCUGAAAGGAAAUUUCGGUAUACAGCAUCUAAUUUCCACACAAUUGUAAAAAGGCAAAGGAAUCAUAACACUCUAGUAAAUAAUCUGCUUCAUCCCAAACCAUUCACUGCCAAACAAACUGCACAUGGGAAAACCUAUGAGCCUGUAGCCUUAAAAGAAUAUGAAAGAUAUAUGUUUUCAACAAGGAACCCAGUUUCAGUGUUCAAAAGUGGCCUUGUUGUCAGUAUGGCCUCUCCCUUUUUAGCAGCAUCACCAGAUGGCAAGGUCAUUGACCGAGGCUGUAGCAAGCCUUUUGGGCUGGUAGAGGUUAAAUGUCCCUACUCUAAAUUUCAUGUGAGUCCUUUAGAAGCAUGUGCCGAUGAAACUUUUUAUGCAGAAAAUGUAAAUGGAAAGCCGAGGCUAAAAAGGGGGCACCAGUACUACUUUCAGAUACAGGGUCAACUAGGUAUUACAGGAGCAAGUUGGUGUGACUUUGUUAUCUAUACUAACAAAGGCGUGAGUAUAGAGAGGAUCACAUCUGAUCCUCAAUUCUGGGACGUAUUGAAUGAAGGCCUAAAGAAGAGCUAUUUUGAACAUUUCAUAGCACCAGCUUCUGUGGAGUUCAGUAACCAUUAG
Messenger RNA from Porites lobata, 2100 nucleotides. NCBI's taxonomy places the organism in Eukaryota, Metazoa, Cnidaria, Anthozoa, Scleractinia, Poritidae. The record is from the annotation of a GenBank genome assembly.